Molecule: messenger RNA, 1288 nt
Organism: Caenorhabditis angaria
Lineage: Eukaryota; Metazoa; Nematoda; Chromadorea; Rhabditida; Rhabditidae
Source: the annotation of a GenBank genome assembly
AUGACGAUUAACACUCUAACUUUUGUGUUUCAUUGGAUUUUCAUGGUUCUAACAAUUCAUUAUACAAUAAUUGUAUUUGCUGUUCAAAAACUAUCAAACAACAGUUCAUUUUUCUAUAUUUUCAAAUAUGCUGCAAUUUGUGAUGUUUUCAGUUGCAUCGCAUUAGCAUGGAUCAAUUUAUUCCGUUCAACCCUUUUUUCACCAAUUUAUCUUUAUACUUCACAUUUGGCAGCUGCAAUUGAAUGUAGUUGUAUUACAAUAAGUCUUCUUUUAAAUGGUAUGAUGGCAAUCAAUCGAUAUCAUUCUACUUUUGUCAGUUAUAGUUUAUAUUGGAAAAUUAAUAAAUUACCAAAAUGGAUUAUUAUUUUAACAAUAAUCGGGCUAAUUAUCAAUGUUCCAUUUUAUCUGGAUGAUCGAGAUUUUGAAUUAGUAAAUGGUACUUCAUGGAAAAUGACUAGAUAUCCUUGGAAUACUGCAUAUAUUAAUUGGAUGCUUAAUGUAUUAAUUGCUUGUGUUCAAACUGUUGGAGUUAUUGCUACUGCUAUGACACUUUAUCGUCUUCAUGUUCAUAAUAUUGUUUAUACUCCAGAAAGAGUAAGUUUUUUUUGAAUAAAUGCAUACAUAGGUGGCAGCAAAUUAGUUAUUUUUUCAUGUUAUUUAGUCUCACAUUUACAGUAAUUUGCAAAGUAAAUGUUAACGAAAUCAUACAUCAUAACCUAAAUCAGAAAUCAAACUAUGUUCAAAAAAUAAUUGUUGAUUGUUAGUUUUGAAAAUUAUAGUAGUUCUGCCUUGUGAUAAGUUCAACUUUUUAGUCAUGCUAUGAAUAAUAAAAAUGAGAAUUUUCCUGACAAAAAUUAAAGUUGCUCCAAUAAUUUUUAUCAUCAACAUGGAAAUUUUCAAUCUUUUGCAAAACAAGAAGCAAAAAAAAUCUUUCAGAAUUUGAUCUACGUCACACUUGUUCAUAUAAUAGUCUACUUGAUUUUACUCUACGCAUAUUUAUCAGAAAUUUUCGAUCCAACCGGAAUCUCAUUUAUUCAGCGGAAUUUUGUAAGUUAAGAAGUGAAAAAUUUAUACAUUAUUAAAAUUAUUUUUGCAGAGUGUUGUUCUCGAAUUUCUUUCAAUUUCAAUGAACAGUGUUACAAUUAUUCUAAUCAAUCGAAAUAUUCGCGAAGAAUACAAAACUAUAAUCUUCUUCUGUACCAAAAAACGGCAUUCAAAUCCAACAGUUUCUGUUAUUUCAAUCACUCAACAUCCAACUGAAUACAGAGCAAUGACUAAAGUUGCAUGA